AUGGCUUUCCAUGUGGAGGGACUGGUGGCCAUAGUUGUCUUCUACCUGGCAAUCCUGGCAGUAGGGAUAUGGGCUGCUUGGAAAACCAAGAACACCGGCAGUGAAGGAGAUCGCAGCGAAGCUAUUAUAGUCGGUGGAAGAGACAUUGGUUUACUGGUUGGUGGAUUUACAAUGACAGCCACGUGGGUUGGAGGAGGUUACAUCAAUGGGACAGCAGAAGCUGUGUAUGUCCCUGACUAUGGUCUAGCUUGGGCUCAGGCCCCUAUUGGAUAUUCCCUUAGCCUGAUUUUAGGUGGCCUUUUUUUUGCAAAACCCAUGCGAUCCAAAGGCUAUGUGACAAUGCUGGACCCUUUUCAGCAACUUUAUGGAAAAAGGAUGGGAGGACUACUGUUUAUUCCAGCUUUAAUGGGAGAAAUGUUUUGGGCUGCUGCCAUCUUCUCUGCCUUAGGUGCGACUAUAAGUGUGAUCAUUGACAUUAAUGUCAAUAUUUCAGUCAUUAUUUCUGCCCUGAUUGCCACUAUGUACACACUUGUGGGCGGGCUUUAUUCUGUGGCCUACACCGACGUAGUUCAGCUCUUCUGUAUCUUCCUGGGACUGUGGAUCAGUGUCCCCUUUGCCAUGUCCCAUCCUGCAGUAACAGACAUUGGGCUCACGGCUGUGCACCAGGUGUACCAAGCACCUUGGCUUGGAUCUAUCAACUCACUUGACAUUUACACAUGGUUGGAUAAUUUCUUUUUACUGACAUUAGGAGGAAUUCCAUGGCAAGCGUAUUUCCAGAGAGUUCUUUCCUCAUCUUCUGCCACAUAUGCUCAAGUUCUGUCAUUCCUGGCUGCUUUUGGCUGUCUUGUGAUGGCUAUUCCUGCAGUACUGAUUGGUGCAAUUGGAGCAUCUACAGCUUGGAACCAGACUGAAUACGGUGUGCCGGACCCCAAGAGCAAAAAAGAAGCAGAUAUGAUUUUACCCAUCGUGCUGCAGUACCUUUGCCCAGUCUAUAUCUCGUUCUUUGGCCUCGGUGCCGUAUCUGCUGCUGUGAUGUCCUCAGCUGACUCCUCAAUUUUAUCAGCAAGUUCUAUGUUUGCUCGGAACAUUUACCAGCUUUCUUUUCGGCAAAAUGCUUCAGACAGGGAAAUUGUGUGGGUCAUGAGAAUCACUGUUCUUCUGUUUGGAGCGUCAGCAACAGCAAUGGCACUGCUGGCUUCAUCAGUGUACGGCCUCUGGUACCUCAGCUCUGACCUGGUUUAUAUCAUCAUAUUCCCCCAGCUCCUGUGUGUGUUAUUUAUUAAAGGAACCAACACCUACGGUGCCAUUGCAGGAUACCUGUUUGGCCUCGUCCUCAGAAUAACUGGAGGAGAACCGUACCUCUACCUUCAGCCCUUGAUCUUCUACCCUGGCUGGUAUCAAGAUGAUAACAAUCUCUAUAUCCAGCGAUUCCCAUUUAAAACACUGGCAAUGCUCUCCUCCUUCUUUACUAAUGUCACAGUCUCCUACUUAGCUAAAUACUUAUUUGAGAGUGGGACUUUGCCACCAAAGCUGGACUUUCUUGAUGCUGUUGUUGCUAGAUACAGUAGAGAACACAUGGACAAAGCAACUCUUGUAAAAAGCGACAAUAUUGUAUUAAAUGAACUUGCACCUGUGAAUCCACGACACAGUCUAACUUUGAGCUCAACUUUCACAAACAAGGAAGCCUUCAACUACGUUGAUUCAAGUCCAGAACUGUCCAACACUGAAGAUAAUUAA
Pseudopodoces humilis (Tibetan ground-tit) is the source of this 1737-nucleotide messenger RNA. It is a transcript of the gene SLC5A7, whose product is annotated as solute carrier family 5 member 7. Gene Ontology annotation, cellular component: synapse; dendrite; perikaryon. The record is from RefSeq and is a predicted model, not a curated record. Gene Ontology annotation, molecular function: choline:sodium symporter activity. Gene Ontology annotation, biological process: choline transport; transmembrane transport; acetylcholine biosynthetic process. Lineage: Eukaryota; Metazoa; Chordata; Aves; Passeriformes; Paridae.